This is a messenger RNA of Dendronephthya gigantea, 2701 nucleotides long. Its product is annotated as phospholipase D zeta 1-like. NCBI's taxonomy places the organism in Eukaryota, Metazoa, Cnidaria, Anthozoa, Malacalcyonacea, Nephtheidae. The transcript is spliced from 2 exons. The coding region runs from base 67 to 1992 and encodes 641 amino acids. Gene Ontology annotation, molecular function: catalytic activity. The record is from RefSeq and is a predicted model, not a curated record.
CAUGGAUCAUUUGCUCCAGUUCGUGAGAACAGCAAAGCUCUAUGGUAUGUUGACGGCAAGGAUUACAUGUCCGCUGUGGCUGAUGCUAUCGAGACUGCCGAAGCGGAAGUUCUGAUAACCGACUGGCAAAUGAAUCCUGAAAUAUUUUUGAAACGACCUGAUUCCGGAGUUGAGAGCUUGUAUUGGCGACUGGACAAGAUGUUGUUGAGAAAGGCUGACGAGGGCGUUCGAGUGAAAAUAUUAUUAUACCAAGAGUUGAAACAAGCUAUAGAUCUUGGAAGUAGUCACGUCGUGAAACUACUUGGUAAUCAUGAUAACAUCGAAGUUCACCGCCAUCCUGAUUUCAUCACUGCAGCACUGCAGUUGUUUCGCUGGAGUCACCAUGAGAAGAUAGUCAUUGUUGAUGGUAGUGUUGCUUUUGUUGGCGGUAUUGAUCUAUGUUAUGGUCGCUGGGACACUCGUAAACACGAAUUGAUGGAUGAAUACCCCAUACAUUCGGCUGUGAACGGAAGCGAAGUUUCAGAUGACCAAGAGAAUCCUCGUAGUCAUAGAAACCAUGCUCGGUGGAUUGGCAAAGAUUACAGAAACACGUUUUAUAACACGGAGAAAAGAACGGAUUGGGACGAACCAUUAAAGGGCUACGAUGGUGUUGAUAGAAAUGCUAUUCCUCGCAUGCCUUGGCAUGAUGUAAGCUGUGCUUUCACUGGAGAAGCUGUUUAUGAUUGUGUGUCUCAUUUCAGAGACAGAUACAAUGUUAUUACCAAAACUUGGUGGGCGAGAUGUCUGGAUUUGUUUCACCACUACUUUCAAAGCACUGCUUACCGUGCAAUAGAACGUUUUGCUGGCAAAAAAACCAAAGCGGAAGAAAUCGUGUUUAAAUCCGGUGGCCAUAACGUAAGUAUUCAAAUGCUAAGAUCUGUGGACAACUUGUCGGCUGGUGUGAAACACGAGGACUCCAUAUAUCGUGCUUAUUUGGAUGCGAUAAAGAAUGCUCAACACUUCAUCUAUAUUGAAAACCAGUUCUUCAUUUCAUCCCAAGAUGGUAUCUUACUAAAAGUUAAAAACCAGAUCCAGUCAGCACUUGUUGAAAGGAUUGUCCGCGCCCACCAAGCCAAUGAAGACUUUCAUGUCAUGAUCAUUAUUCCCAUUAAACCCGAAUUCCCUGGAGAUUUGGACGACAAAGAUAUGAAUGGAAAAGCUUUACGAACUGUGACCUUUUGGAUUGAAAGCACCCUUUUCGAAGGAAAAGAUUCGCUAUUUUGUAAACUCGAGAAAGAAAAUAUUUCACAAAAAUCUGCAAUGAAGUACUUCUCUCUAUUCAGCCUGCGUACAUACGAUCUGAUAGGAACACGUUUCGUUACUGAGAUUGUGUAUGUUCACAGUAAGAUCAUGAUAGUCGACGAUCGUUUAGCAAUCAUUGGAUCCGCCAAUAUCAAUGAUCGCAGCAUGCUGGGAGGAAGAGAUUCUGAAGUCGCUGUCUUGAUAGAGGAUUUGGAAUAUCUGGAUGGUAAAAUGAAUGGUGUAGAUUUCAAGAUGGGGAAAUUUGCUCACAGCUUGAGAUGUGAUCUACUGAAGGAGCAUCUAGGAAUAGUUGGGGACAACGAAGAAUGUUUCAGCAUCGACGAUCCACUCGCCAGCAACUCUAUCAAAGAUAUACGUCACAGGUCAGCGAGAAACGAUGAAUUGUUUAGAAAUGCAUUCGAUGUAUCAUGCACUGCAGAGAAUUUCGAAGAAAUUGAAGCGCUGAAUUGUCGCAAAGGCGUAAGUUUGUCAUGUGCGAAUACGGCGAUCAAACAAAAAAUUCUCAAGCAAAUAAAAGGAAAUCUAGUGAAAUUCACUCGAACAAAAAGAGAACUUGAACCCUCAUUGGAUGUUCUAGAUUUAACGACAAAAGAUGACUGUGAACCUCCGCCCAAAAAAGCAACGUGGUACAGUUUCAUAGGAUCUGGAUGGAGAAUGGUACAAAGUUUGCUUCGUAAUAAAUGUUUCUAAUUUACAAAACUCUUUUAACGUCUUCGUUUCACGGCCACAACUGAACAAAACGUUUACAAUUCAUUCAAUUUAGCUGUGAUUAAACCUUUAAGAAUAAGUGUCAUACUUUAAAAUUAAACCUUCAAGAGUACCAGUCAGUAAUACUUUAAGCGCUUUUGGUGCCCUGUACUGAUCUCACAAUGCACUGGAUGUAGCAACUACACCUUUCGAUUAAUAUCUUCCGAGGAUCGGUCAAACGGAGAAUUAUGAAGCAGAGAUUUCUCUUUGAGAGUUACGAUUUCGAAGAGUUAAGUUCAGGCAAUGCGCAAACAACGCAUAUUUUUUCCACAAAACUGAGCUAUCAUGCGUCUGGAUUCGUUUGUCCUCGUUCUUCCAAAAAACAAUUGAAUAGUAUUCCAGUGCCGAAGCGCCCAAAAAAUCGCAGUGCCGAAGUCGUAUGAAAUGAAGGAAAUGAUAAUUCAGUUUUGUCGAGGCUUCUGAUUGGUUGAUUUUUGUACUCAGGUCAGCUGGAAAUUGCCAAAUCUCCGAUGUUUCUUUAAAGCUCCGAAAUUUAGAAAAUUUUUUCGUAAUUUUCGUUUUCAACAUUUUUCGCGCAGACUAGUCAUGCUCACCAAGUGGGUAUCAGGUUUAGCGUAUAUAAGGUUUAGCGUAUAUAAGGUUUAGCGUAUAUAAGGUUUAGCGUAUUUCAUUAAUGGCAUCAUUAGAUAUA